Molecule: messenger RNA, 4210 nt
Organism: Megalobrama amblycephala (Wuchang bream)
Lineage: Eukaryota; Metazoa; Chordata; Actinopteri; Cypriniformes; Xenocyprididae
Gene: tlr9
Product: toll-like receptor 9
Exons: 2
Coding region: 361-3537 (1058 amino acids)
Biological process (GO): positive regulation of interleukin-6 production; defense response to virus; canonical NF-kappaB signal transduction
Cellular component (GO): plasma membrane
Molecular function (GO): pattern recognition receptor activity; protein binding
Source: RefSeq, a predicted model, not a curated record
AAGUGAAAACAAAAUUAUUAUGGGCUAUAGCCCUGUCAGCCCAGUGCCAUCUACUCCCGACUUAGCCUUUCAUUUGUUAGGAAAUCCGUCUCUUAUAUUCAGUAACUAUUUUUAAACCAAGAAAAGCUAAUAUUACUACUCCUCCUUCCAUCACAUGCCCCACCACUUCUGAACAUCUGUUCCCAGACUCUGCGUGUGGUUGACUUUCAGUUACAGCAGACUUCUUUCACUUCCAUGAAAAGGUGAACACUGUUAAUAUCAUUACUUAGACCCAGCAUUUUUGGUUUCUUUGCUUCCCUGGGUGAAUGUAAAAGAUACAGCGUUGUGGAAUUGUGAGAUUUGGAUUGCAAACCUUCGGACAUGUUUGGAUACGUGUAUUUGAUUCUCAUACUGAAUCAAUUUCAUCUUUUUGCUACUAAACAUCCUGAAUUCUAUCCAUGUGAAAGUCACACUUCCAAGGAUGGACACAUAAAUAUCGACUGCCAGCACAGACGUCUCUCUAAAAUCCCCAAGUUCAUCUCCCUCUCUGUUGUAUCACUCAACCUAAAUCAAAACCAUAUACACUACAUUAAAGGUGAUGCAUUUUCUGGUUUACCCAAUCUCAAGCAUCUCAGCUUGAUGUGGAACUGUGUACCAGAUCCUCUUAAGGAGCAGAGAUGGCCUUCAUGCAACCUGAAUGUUGAUCCAGAAGCAUUUGUCGGACUUAAAAACCUAACUUCCCUCCAGUUAGCAGGGAAUAGCCUGAAGACCAUUCCUCCUCUACCAAAGCAGCUUUUAGUCUUGGGACUGGAAUUUAACAAAAUUUUCCAUAUUGUCAAACCACUCGGUACACCGCUACUAAAACAACUACUGCUAAACAAGAAUUGUUUCUACGCCAACCCAUGUUAUGAGUCUUACUUUAUCGACCCACGUGUGUUUCAAGAUCUUCCUGAGCUUUUGAACCUUACCCUUAGUUACAACAAUGUGACCUUUGUUCCCCCACACCUUCCACCUUCACUAGAAAGUCUAGACUUGGGAGAGAACAAGAUCACAGGUAUUACUAAAGAGUCCUUUGCGAAUCUUACACGUCUGCGACACCUUAACCUGGGGUGGAAUUGCCAAAGAUGCGACCAUGCUUCUGAACCCUGUUUCCCAUGCCCAAACAACCAAUCUCUGCGUCUGCAUCAGGAUGCAUUUUUGGAUCAGAGAGACUCUCUAAUUAGUCUAAGUUUACGAGGCAACUCUCUUCGCACACUUCCUCAAUAUCUCUUUACGCAACUGCACAAUCUCAAAGAGCUAGAUCUAUCUGACAACUUUUUAGCCUACGUCAUACAAAAUGGCACCUUUUAUGAAGAGCUCCAGAAUGUGGUGUCCCUCAGUCUGCUUUACAACUAUGAACCCCUGAAAUCCUUUCCUGAAUUGAUUCUGUCACCAGCCAUAGAGAAGAUGACGGCUCUAAGAGAGUUGUACCUGAGCGGAUUUUUCUUCAAAGAACUGUCAAACCACAGCCUCGCACCUCUGAUGAAACUGCCAAGACUUGAAUCCCUAGAGCUACGCAUGAACUUCAUCUGCUUCAUUAGCAUUGAUUCUAUAAGCCAGCUAAGGACAUUAAAGAGGGUGGGCCUUUCCCAAAACAUGCUUGCUUUCAGUCCAUGCUAUUCAACUUGCAAUUCUGAAGCCAUAUCACAAUACCAAACCCUUGAAAAACGUCAUGACUAUGAACAAAUACAUGAAGUCCCUGCUCCAGACUCAAAGCUGAACAAUAUGCAGAGCUCUGAAGGAGAUUACUGUCCGUUUUAUUAUUCUAUGUGGCAUUUCAAAAAGCAAAUCUGCUCUAAAAGCCUGUUUUUUGACCUGUCUCAAAACAGCAUCCCAUGGUUGAAUGCAAGUACUUUUAGAGGCAUGGAUAAUGUGGUGUGCAUAGAUCUGUCCUACAACUACAUCAGUCAAUCUUUAAAUGGCCGGCAGUUCUCACAUCUAAGCAAACUAGCUUUCCUUAAUAUGGCGCACAACCGCAUUGACCUGUACUCUGAAAAGGCCUUCCGUGAGGUUAGUAAAACCCUGAAAGCUCUUGACCUUAGCAACAACGAAUUCCACUUUGUAAUGAAGGGUAUGGGACAUCGCUUCACAUUCCUUUCACACUUGUCGUCUCUUAAAGUACUGAGUCUAGCAAACAAUCACAUCGGUCUCCGAAUCUCUAACACUCUUAAUAGUACUUCUCUGAAAUAUCUUGCGUUCUCUGGAAAUCGCUUGGACAUAAUGUGGGACUCUAGGCGUAACCAAUACAUACAUUUCUUUCAGGGUCUUACUAACCUUACACACUUAGACAUUUCUGAAAACCAGCUCAAAUCGUUUCCCCCAGAGGCAAUAGUAAACUUGCCUUUAAGUCUCCAGGUCCUCAGAGUUGACUCCAACAUGCUGAGUUAUUUCCCCUGGGCCAACAUCUCAGUUCUCAAACAGCUCUGCCACCUGAACCUUAGUUCAAACAUGCUUUCAUUUUUACCUAAUAUCCAUUUUGAGCUCCGCCUCGUAAGCCUGGACUUAAGUCACAAUCGACUAGUUGCAAUCCCAAAGGCUUUCCUUAGUCAGGCAGUACACCUUAAAAACCUAAUGCUUAACCACAACCAGCUGAAGAUCCUUGAUGUACAAGCUCUUCCCUUGUUAUUCCAUAAAGGUCAUACUUUCUGUCCUGCUGGGCAGGAUACAAAUAGGUCCUCCUGCAAACUUGUGCUGCAUUCCAAUCCUUUUAUUUGCAGUUGCGUUAUCUCAGGGUUUGCCAAAUUUCUCAGAGAAACUGAAUUGGAUAUCCCACAUCUCACCACACAGGUUCACUGUGCUUACCCAGAGUCAUUGUCUGGUGUGAAUGUCCUCUCGAUUGACCUUCGCUCAUGCCAGGAGAUAUUUGGGGGAUUCGCUUUACUCUGUACUUUAUUGUUGACAUUGGCAGCAACCAUCAUUCCCCUCCUGAAGCAUCUCUACGGUUGGGACCUGUGGUAUUGCAUCCAGAUUCUGUGGACUGGACACAAGGGACACACUCCAGCUAAUGGUAACAUGACCGAGGACCAGUAUGAUGCAUUUGUGGUCUUUGAUACAAGUAACAAGGCAGUCAGAGAUUGGAUCUACAAGGAGAUGAUUGUGAGAUUGGAGAAAAGGGGGAGAUGGCGCUUUCGACUUUGUCUAGAGGAACGCGACUGGUUGCCUGGAGAAUCGUGCAUAGAGAAUCUCCACAAGGCAGUUUACAGCAGCAGAAAGACGGUGUUCGUGUUGACUAGCCCUAGUGGCUAUUCUCAAUCAAGUGGGGUGGUCCGACAAGCCUUCCUCCUGGUUCAGCAGCGGCUUCUUGAUGAGAAAGUGGAUGUUGCAGUUCUUGUUUUGCUAGACUUUCUAUUCCCCAAGUUCAAAUACCUUCAGAUGAGGAAACGGCUCUGCAAAAAGUCAGUCUUGUCCUGGCCCAAGAACCCACGAGUGCAGCCGCUCUUCUGGAAUAACUUGCGUGUCGCUCUUGUCUCCGACAAUGUCAAAGCCUACAACAAAAAUGUCAUAGAGAGCUUCUUCUAAAAAGGCUAAAAUGUAAUGAGGAUAUGUUUUAUGUAGUCCUAUUGUUUUGUUUUGUUUUUCACAUUUUUGCCAAAUGGGUUGUGGCUAAACAGAAUGUAAUUUUUCUAGCACAUUUUAAAUGUGAUGUAAAAAAAAAAAAUGUAGUUUUGAUCUCUAGUAGGCUAUUGCAUCUAUAUUUGCAUUUAGCCUAAAUGUAGGCUACUGUAAGAUUGGAAAUGUAUUUUACUCCCCCUGAAAUACAUUUUGAAAUAUAUUUUGGUACAUGAAGGUUGAAACUAAAUAUAUUUUCAAUUUGAAAAACAUAUUUUAUUGAACUUUACUGUCUGCAACACAUAUUUAGCAUAUAUUUAAAAUAUAUUUUGGCCAAAAAAACAAACUGAAAAUACUCACAAUGCAAUGAAAUACAGAAACACACUGCAAAUACUCACAACACAACCAAAUACAGAAACACACUGCAAAUACUUAAACCUGACCAAAUACAGAACGUGCAGUAGAUACUCACAAUGCAACCAAAUACAGAAACGCGCAGCAAACACUCGCAUCGCAGCCAAAUACAGAAACGCGCUGCAGAUACUCACAAUGCAACUAAAUACAGAAACGCGCUGCAAAUACUUACGACGCAACCAAAUACAGAAAUGCGCUGCAAAUACUUACGAUGCAACCAAAUACAGAA